Messenger RNA from Drosophila nasuta, 561 nucleotides. RefSeq lists its product as uncharacterized. NCBI's taxonomy places the organism in Eukaryota, Metazoa, Arthropoda, Insecta, Diptera, Drosophilidae. The transcript is spliced from 2 exons. The record is from RefSeq and is a predicted model, not a curated record. Gene Ontology annotation, molecular function: odorant binding. Bases 72 to 434 code for a protein of 120 amino acids.
UGUAAUCGAAUUCAAAUCCCAUCUCAAACUUUCUUCAGUUCAUCUUGCAUUAUUUGUGUAACUUAUACGCGAUGCAGUCGGGCUUUUUACUUUUCAUAUUUCUGACUUUGCUCUGCAUAUGUCAUGGUAAUGAAAAAUGCUAUGAGAUUCAUAGCGUAACUCAAUCCGAAUUGGAAUCUAUGCCGAGAAACACAAUUUUGGAUAGUCUUCCACUUAAAAUUAAGUGUUUUCUUAAGUGUCUAAUGGAUGAUAUUUUGGGAGUUGACGGAAGGAUUGAUUUAAGUCGAAUUGAUGGAAAUGAAGAACUUGAACCGAGACGCAAUAAGCUGGAAAAGUGCAAGGAGCGUUACGAUUCGUAUAUUAUCAAUAAUGCUGAUGAGGCCUGUGAUUACGCUGUAAAAGUUCUGCAAUGCUUGCGUGUUACUAAAAAUUAAAAUGCUAAACUGAUAACCUUUUUAACUUUUUCUAAUAUGUUUUCCAUAUAUGUACAUAUGUUAUAAAAACAAUCAAUAAAUAUUAAAUAUAUAUUAUACAAAGAAUACCAAAUAUAUUAAAACACUA